UCGCAGCGCAGUGUUUUGGACCUCUCGCUCGCCGUAGCGGGCUGCCGUUCGCUGGCUGGCUACAUGUAGCUCAGUGUUGUUGAGGGUAAACACACGCACACUGUGUCAUCUACGAUGGUGGCGGGGUGGCAGUCUUCGUGACCCGACGAUGGACGUCCGUGGUAACGCAGCCGAGUCGCAGAGCGCACGCGCCUCGCCCGGUCCACGCGACCACGUGCUCGGUCCUGACUCACACAUGUACGUCCAGGGCUACAAGUGGGUGCGCUGGCGGGUGUGGUGUUGUCGCCUGGCGGCUGCGCUGUCCUUGGGUCUCCUGUUGAUCGUGUUUCACUGGCAGCCCCGCCUCGCCGUCCUCGCCCGCUGCCGCUCCUGCCCUCUGGCUCUGGCAGAUAUUCUUCUGAUAACUGACAGCUUCGGCCGGCGUCAUGUGAUGAAGGUCCUCACAGAGGAGAUGGAACACGGCAGCGUGGACUUGUUGGGUGAGCUGGAGGACAAUGACUGCAGGGACACGGUUCAGCUGCACAAGGAGGAGAAAACACUGUUGCGCUACUACCUGUUUGAGGGACUGCGUUACAUCUGGCUGGCCAGGAAAGGAUCCUUCUGCCGUGCCAGUGUCCUCAAUGAGAACUGGACCCGCAAGGACCUGCACAGUUUCCAAAAGGGCCUGAGUCCCCUGGAGCAGAGCUUGAGGAAACGCAUGUAUGGGCCCAACCUGAUCGAUGUGCCUGUGAAGCCUUAUGUGCAAAUGCUGUUUGAGGAGGUCCUCAACCCAUUUUAUGUGUUUCAAGCGUUCAGCAUCACCCUGUGGCUGGUCGAUAAAUAUUAUUUUUACGCCAUAUGUAUAUUUAUUAUCUCCAUUUUCUCCAUCGGCAUCUCCCUUCAUGAGAUCCGCAAGCAAAGCAUCACUCUGCGGAACAUGGCCCAGUUUGUCACUAACGUCACAAUAAGGAGAAACUCGGGAGUGGAGGAGUGUGUGAGCUCGGAGGAGCUGGUCCCCGGCGACUGUGUGAUCAUCCCUCCGGAAGGUCUGCUGCUGCCCUGCGAUGCUGCCCUGCUGGCCGGGGAGUGUCUGGUGAACGAGAGCAUGCUCACAGGUGAAAGUGUCCCGGUGCUGAAAACGCCACUGCCGACUGGUGAUGGGGGGUACAGCUCGGAGACGGAGCGCAGACACACCCUCUUCUGUGGCACGCACCUCAUUCUGGCCAAAGGGGGCGGCGCCAGUGCCGUUGCUGUGGUCACGAGCACCGGGUUCUUCACAGCCAAAGGCAGCCUGGUUAGCUCCAUUAUGCAUCCCCAGCCGACCGACUUCCGCUUCUACAAAGACUCGGCCAAGUUCCUGCUCCUCCUGGGUUUCGUUGCUUUUAUGGGCACCAUUUACAGCAUCGUGGUCCUCUUCAAAAGCAAUGUGACUUGGUGGGAGUUGGUGAUCCGGAGCCUGGAUCUGGUGACCAUCGCAGUGCCUCCCGCCCUGCCUGCCGCCAUCACCACGGGCACCAUCCACGCCCAGCGCAGGCUGAAGAAGCAGGGCAUCUUCUGCGUCAGUCCGCCACGCAUCAAUAUCUGCGGCAAGAUCUCGCUCUUCUGCUUCGACAAGACGGGGACUCUUACGGAGGAAGGUCUGGACGUGUGGGGCGUGAUGGAGGGGGGAGCAGCUGGAUUCUCAGAGCUGGUCCCAGAUCCCAGCCUCCUGGCCCCUGGGCCCAUGCUCUCAGGCCUGGCCUGCUGUCACACCGUGACGCUGCUGCAAGGGCAGCCCCUCGGAGACCCUCUGGAGCUCAAGAUGGUCGAGUCCACCGGUUGGACCCUCCAGGAGCCGGAAGGAAAUGGAGACGCGUUGGAUUCAGAGUUCGGAGGCCACAGAGUUCUGGCUGUUGUAAAACCUCUUUCUCAAAGUACUUCCACGGGGCAGGCGGUGGCCAUUGUUCGGAGGUUUCCCUUCUCCUCGGCGCUGCAGAGGAUGAGCGUGGUGACGGUGGCCCACGGGGGACACUCAGCACUCGCUUUCCUCAAAGGAUCCCCCGAGAUGGUGGCCGGCCUCUGCCGGGCAGAAACCGUGCCGCAGCAGUUCUCCAGUAAACUGCGCAGCUUCUCCAGUGAAGGCCUCCGAGUCCUCGCCCUGGCCUGUAAACCAGUGGACGAGCGCACUGACCUGGGGACCAUUGAACGAGAGGAAGUGGAGAAAGAACUGCAGUUCCUGGGCUUCCUGAUGCUGAAGAAUCUGGUGAAGCCAGAAAGCGCCGGGGUCAUUAACGUUCUGAGACUGGCCAACCUCCGCAGCGCCAUGGUCACUGGGGACAACAUUUUAACAGCAGUCAACGUAGCAAAAACCUGUGGCAUGGUGGGAGUCGACGAGAAGGUGAUAUUCGUCAAUGCGACCCCCCCCACCGCCCAGUCCAUGCCCACUCUGGAGUUCAGCCUGGAGGGAGACCGGGCCACGGCGGGCCAAACCGCUAUCGUCCCUCAGAGACUUUACCAAAAUGGUUUUGACUAUCACCUGGCUAUUAAUGGCAAGUCCUUUGCUGCCCUCUGUAACCACUUCCCUGAGUGUUUGCCAAAGGUUUUGUUGCGUGCCACUGUAUUUGCACGCAUGGCUCCAGAUCAGAAGACCCAGCUGGUAAAGGAGCUGCAGAAACUGAACUACCGGGUGGGCAUGUGCGGGGACGGGGCCAAUGACUGCGGGGCCCUGAGAGCCGCUGACGUCGGGGUUUCCCUGUCCGAGGCCGAAGCUUCCGUCGCGUCGCCUUUUACUUCCAAGACCGAAGACAUCAGCUGCGUGCCGCUGCUCAUCCGAGAGGGCCGGUGUUCUCUGGUCACCUCCUUCAGUCUCUUUAGGUACAUGUCCCUGUACAGCCUCAUCCAGUUCUGCUCCGUCCUCGUCCUCUACACCGUGAGGACGACCCUGGCUGACCUCCAGUUCCUGUUCUGUGACUUGUUCGUGGUGACCUUGCUGGCCAUCGUGAUGGGGAGAGGAGGCCCCAGUGGGGAGCUGCACCCCCACAGACCCUCAGCCAGCCUGCUGGCCCUGCCCGUCCUGGGCAGCCUCCUCCUCCACACCGGCAUGGUUGUUCUGGGCCAGUUGGCCGCGCUUUUCAUCACCACCUCACAGGACUGGUACGUUCCACUCAAUUCAACGGUGUUCGGCGUGGCCAAUCUGCCCAACAUGGAGAACACCAGCGUGUUUUCCCUGUCAGCUUUCCAGUACAUCAUCAUGGCCGUGGUGGUCACCAAGGGGUACCCUCACAAGAAACCUCUCUUCUACAACUGGAUCUUCCUCUGCCUGCUGAUCGUCCUCUUUGCCCUGACGACUUGGCUGGUUUUGUAUCCCGGCCCCUUCGCUGGUCACCAACUACAGCUGCACAACUUCUUGGAUAUGGAUUUUAAAAUGCUGCUUGUCGCCGUGGCUGCUCUCAACUUCCUCGUUUGUUUUCUCGUGGAGGUGCUGGUAGACAAAGGCAUCCUGAACUGUCUUCGGUCGCUGCGUGGGAGGCGUCAGUCCAAGAAACAGUACAAACGUCUGAACGUGCUUCUGUGUGAAUCCCCGUUGUGGCCGCCGCUGAAUGAGACGAUGUCUCCCACAGAACACACGGUCAUCCACUGCAGCUAGCAGCUGCUGGGCCUCGCUGGACACGCUCAUUAAAGCCAAAAGAGUGCUGUGGAUGUCUGAGCAACAUCCAAAGUUUACCGUAAUUAAUAAAAUAUUGUUAUUUAAGUUUUUGUUUUUUUGUUUGAAAGAUGUUCGUGUCCCUUCCGCACGGGGCUGAGUUUCAUAUGAAAGUCGGGUUCCUAGAAAGGCAGCACACUGAGCUUAUAUUCAUGUCAGUGUUCAUUUAUAGUGCAAGAAUUCCAGAUGUUCUUUUCCCCUAAUCCACAAAUCUUUUGAUAGUGUUAAUUUUCCUCAGACGCGCAGAUUCAAAAGGAAAUCGCCCUUCAAUCUAAAGUCAUGAAUCAAUAAAUUUCAUUUUUGAAAAUCCUUUUAUUAAAUUGGUAUUUACAGGCAGUUUGUUCUCCCUCACAGCUCAGCUGGAUCCAUCAGUCAUCUGCUCUAUUUACUGAACUGAAAUCUGUUAACGGUGUUGUGAAUUCUGAUACAGUAACAAAAUCCACAUCCCGGAAGUAAAGAAGUGAUACAGGAGGCACGAUCUGAAUCCAAUACUCGUACAAAUUUCUAUUGAUGUGCACCACUGAAUAUGGCUUGAUUGAGAUCUGCUGGGCACAAUGGUCCUGCUCAUACUGGUUCACAUACAGCUCCAUGUCCCAUGUCAGCAGAGCACCAUCAGUUAAACAAAUCAUACGGGGUGAUGUAACCGUUCCACACCGCGCUGCCAACAGUCAGACCAAAAAUACAAACGGCACUCAUUCGUCUCGGGGCGUGGACGUCGUGUCUGUUACAACUCAUGUGUUGGCGCUCUUGCGAACGUCGUGCUAAAUGCGGACAUUUGCUUUUUGAGCAAUCAAACCCUCUGGAAAAAUACAAUCUUUGUCAAGUGCACUUUCACCCGAGUUCUCCUACGCACUCUACGUCAGUGAGAGACACGAGGAAACGCAGUCUAGUCGUCCACCCAGCUGACCCUCAUGUUUCUACCAACACCCCUUCCAUGAUGACAUCCAAAUUAUAUACACAGGUUGAUUUUAAAAUGGGAUUUUGGUUCAUUUCGGUUAAAAACACUGCUCCGACAUUGCUACUAUAUUUUACAAAAAA
This is a messenger RNA of Gasterosteus aculeatus aculeatus (three-spined stickleback), 4699 nucleotides long. RefSeq names its product ATPase cation transporting 13A2 (gene atp13a2). Gene Ontology annotation, cellular component: late endosome membrane. Gene Ontology annotation, molecular function: ATPase-coupled monoatomic cation transmembrane transporter activity; ATP binding; polyamine transmembrane transporter activity. The record is from RefSeq and is a predicted model, not a curated record. Lineage: Eukaryota; Metazoa; Chordata; Actinopteri; Perciformes; Gasterosteidae. Gene Ontology annotation, biological process: regulation of mitochondrion organization; autophagosome-lysosome fusion; intracellular calcium ion homeostasis.